Molecule: messenger RNA, 2833 nt
Organism: Oncorhynchus nerka (sockeye salmon)
Lineage: Eukaryota; Metazoa; Chordata; Actinopteri; Salmoniformes; Salmonidae
Product: putative RNA-binding protein Luc7-like 2
Exons: 9
Coding region: 534-1895 (453 amino acids)
Biological process (GO): mRNA splice site recognition
Cellular component (GO): U1 snRNP; U2-type prespliceosome
Molecular function (GO): mRNA binding
Source: RefSeq, a predicted model, not a curated record
AACAUUUUGUGCUGUUCAACCAACCAGCAUUUCCUUCGAGGCAGAGCGCGCUCGGAAAGAGGAGGAAGUCGAAAAAUAAAGGACACCGAAUUAAUAAAUACGUUAGAAUAUGUCUAUGAUAUUUACGGUCUAAUAAGGGACUGUGGUUGGUCUCACAACUACCUAAAAACCUUCGGGUUUACCUCAGUUAUCAGAAUUUGAAAUUACACUACCCGCCACUCAACAUACUGUCCCCUCGCCAUACUUCGAGUUGAGAGACGAACGGGGACGAGAAACAUUUCGGAAUAGGCUUAGCUACCUAAUAUUUACAUUGUAAAUUGGUAUUACAAACUUGAUAAUUAUAAACGUUAAGGUGGUGGAAGGUCUCAAGAAGAGGUUUUAGCGAGCUAGUUUGUUUCAAACUAUUCGUCACGAGAACUUGAGGUUCUCUGAGAAAAGUUGUUCGACGUCCACGAGCCGUCAGAGGCCUGUGGGCAGAGGCUGCAUGCAGCAGACACCAUCGGCUUGCAGUGUCGUGGACAUAAACAAGAAACAUGUCGGCUCAAGCGCAAAUGCGAGCGAUGUUGGACCAGUUGAUGGGCACAAGUAGAGAUGGGGACACCAUGCGCCAGAGAAUCAAAUUUACAGAUGAGCGGGUCUGCAAGAGUCAUUUGCUGGACUCCUGUCCUCACGACAUUCUCUCCGGCACUAGAAUGGACCUGGGAGAGUGUGUGAAGGUCCAUGACCUGGCCCUCAGGGCUGACUUCGAGAUCGCAUCCAAGCAACAGGAGUACUUCUUUGAGCUUGACGCUGCUGAGCACCUUCAGUCGUUCAUCGCUGACUGUGACCGCAGGACUGAGCUAGCAAAAAAGAGACUGGCUGAGACGCAGGAUGAGAUCAGCGCUGAGGUUGCCGCCAAGGCUGAGCGGGUCCACGAGCUGAACGAGGAGAUCGGUAAGCUGCUGGCUCGGGCAGAGCAGCUGGGGGGCGAGGGCAAUGUGGAAGAGGCACAGGAGGUCCUGGAGAAGGUGGAGAAGACUCGCGCAAUGAAGAAGGAGGCAGAGGACGUAUACAGGAACUCGAUGCCAGCGUCCAGCUUCCAGCAGCAGAAGCUCCGGGUGUGCGAGGUGUGCUCUGCCUACCUAGGUCUCCAUGACAAUGACCGCCGCCUGGCUGACCACUUCGGAGGCAAACUGCAUCUGGGAUUCAUUGAGAUCCGGGAGAAGCUGGACAGGCUACGGAAAGCCGUUAUGGAUAAGCAAGAAGGAAUGCGACUGAGAAGAAGGGAGGAAAAGGAGGAAGAGAGAGCAAAGGAGUGGGAGCUGGAGCGAGAACGAGAGAGGGAAAAGGAGAGGGAGCGCGAAACUGAACGUGUACGGGAGAGGGAGAGAGAAAGAGAGAGGGGGGAGAGAGAUCACCGGAGGACAAGAUCAAGAAGCGGUGAACGAUACAGGGAGGGAGGCAGCUCAUCCUCCCAUCACUCGAGACGACACCGCUCCUCUCGUCCCAGGGAGGAGGGAGGAGGAGAGCGGGACAGGGAACGGGAGCGUAAGCAUAGACACAAAGACGGGCAUCGCUCGCGCUCCCACUCUCACAGGAGCAAGAGGAAGAGGUCUUCCAGGGACAGAUCCUCACACACCCGAGACAGAGAACCCCGCUCACCAUCUCAGCGCUCUCCGUCAGGGCGUUCACCCUCAGGGCGCUCUUCCCAGGAGAGAUGGAGGGAGAGCGGAGGAGAGGGCCCACCCCGCUCCCGGGAGCAAGACGACAGGCCCGAGCCCAUGACGAGGGAAGACCGGGAGAGAUCCACCUCUCCAGAGAUGAUGGCCAGGGGGAGAGAAAGAGAGAGAUCUCUGUCGCUAGAGAGGGAUAGACGUUCCAGCUCAGAUGGGGAGAGGGAGUCGGGGGAGAUAUGAUACAGAGGGGGACAUCCGAGGUCAUGUUAGAGCAGGGGGGGUUUAGAAAGAUGGAGCAAAAGUCCAUUCUAAUGGGCUCCUUACCCCUUCACCUGAGCCAUAACCCUUAGAUGUUUGCAGAUCUAUAAGAUGGAAGCAAUAUGGUGGAAGCUACACUGCUUAUACCUAUCCAGAACUUUCAGAUCUGCGAUCAUCAAAGGUUUAUGGCCAGGUGGGAGGGAGUGAAUUGGGACUGGCUGGAAGGGUCCAGGAGGGUGGUGAGUGUGUGUUCAUUCAUGUUGAAGUGCGACAUAAAUUGGCCAGAGAGGAAUAAUUGGGACAAGGAAAUCAGGACGGGAGCAUGCAAAGAUUAGUUGGUGGAGCUUUCGAUUGGGAUGAAUGGGAAAGAUCUUGAACGAAAGGAAGGAGGUUGGACUGGGAGCAACACUUUAUUUCAUGUAAUAAUUGGAUAUUGGGACGGGGUUAGUAGAGGGAGAUGGAUGUUCUACCCAUUUAAACAUUAUUUUAUUUUAGAAAUGCUGUUUUUUUUUUAAAUCAUCAUUAUGAUUGACAAUGUUGAUGCUGUUGUCAUUUUCUGGGUUCCAACAUGGAUCCAAAGAUCGGUUUCAUAUGGGGGAGCGCGUAUAGUGUGUACAACUUAGAUUUAUACACAAACAGUGAUGAACAACCACAUAUUUGAAAGAUAAACAUACUUGAGAGUACCACUUAACUCUUCACACUAAUAUGGACAUGUAGAAUUCAAUAUAGUUGACAACGUACACAAGCAUUUUACAUACUGUUACUUUAUUGGUAUUCAGCAGAAACCCAUGGUCAGACACACACACACAAACACACACACACACACAGUCCUUUUGCUGUGAGUCAAGGUGGAUGUUUGGGGGAUCUACCUUGCUGUGCCAUCUACUACAAAGUUAAUAAAAGUCCUGCUUCCAUUGUGA